GUUGAACAGCGUCAUUCUGAGUUAGGUUAACCAGUGGGGUAUCAACAGUCCUCUCAUGCAUACAUAACAGCAUAGCGGCAUCUUUUUAGCUCUGGUGGACUUUGAUACACAAAGAUGUUGCUUUCUUCUUUACGAACAACUAUUUUUUGCGGUUGCAGAAGUGCUGGCAAGGAGUUUCAACGCAGCAGCCGGAGUCCCCAGCUACGACAAUGGCUUGUGAAAAGAAAUCAGAGCACCAUCACAGUGCAGACAGGAGCCGCCUCUACUCCAUCAGCAGCUGCUGUUCCCAGCGCAGCCACAAAUCGCGUCGUGGGCCGCUGGUUAAUCGGCUGCAGCGGUCUGGUGGUUGGAGCUGUGGUCUUGGGGGGUGUCACAAGGCUAACAGAGUCUGGGCUCUCCAUGGUUGACUGGCAUCUGGUCAGAGAGAUGAAGCCGCCUCAGACAGAAGCCCAGUGGGAGGCUGAGUUUUCUAAGUACCAGCAGUUUCCAGAGUUUAAAAUAUUGAACCAUGACAUGACUUUGCCAGAGUUUAAGUUUAUCUUCUACAUGGAGUGGGGUCAUCGCAUGUGGGGCAGACUGGUUGGACUGGCAUACAUCCUCCCCACCAUUUACUUCUGGAGAAAAGGAUACUUCACACGCUCCAUGAAAGGAAAAGUCUUGGGAAUGUGUGGAUUUGUCUUUUUCCAAGGCCUUCUGGGGUGGUACAUGGUAAAAAGUGGGCUGGAGGAGAAGCCUGAGUCACAUGACGUCCCUCGGGUCAGCCAGUAUCGUCUGAGUGCUCAUCUUGGUUCAGCAUUGUUGCUUUACACAGCCAGUCUCUGGACUGGGCUUACUCUGCUGCUCCCAGCUCACAAGUUGGCAGAAACCAAACAUCUCAUGCAGCUCAGGAGGUUUGCCAAGGGUACUGGUGGACUUGUCUUCCUUACUGCUCUUUCAGGUGCUUUUGUUGCUGGUUUGGAUGCUGGGCUGGUGUAUAACUCCUUCCCUAAGAUGGCAGAUAAAUGGAUUCCUGACGAUCUGCUGGCCUUUUCUCCAAUCCUCAAGAACUUCUUUGAAAAUCCCACCACUGUGCAAUUUGACCACAGAGUUCUGGCUAUCUCUUCCCUGGCAGCGAUUACAGGCCUGUAUCUGUUCUCAAGGAGGGUGAUGCUGCCCAGGAGGGCUAAGAUUGCCAUCGGCCUCCUAGCAACAAUGGCCUACACACAGGUGGCCCUUGGUAUCAGCACCCUCUUACUGUAUGUCCCCACGUCACUGGCAGCAACUCACCAGUCUGGCUCGGUGGCUCUUCUGUCACUUGCUAUUUGGGUUCUGGCUGAGCUUCGCAAAAUACCCAAGUAAAGUACUUAACAGUCAUUUCCAAACCCUGGAAGCCACACGGCUAACCUGUAGGAAUCAGCAGUGUCACUACAUCAGGAAACUGUGAAAAAUGGAGGAAUGUUCUGGGUUUAAUCUUGGAUUUGAAGUUAUAUGCUGUAUUUUUCUUGCAUAGUAAGCCUCAUGGGGGAUGGUAAGAUGUAUUUAUCAUGCUAUUGUGAAUGCAAGUAUGUUAUUUGAUUUUCGGUGAUAAAAAUUACAAGUACACAUCUUGGCUCUCAGGACCAUUUUUAAAAACUUGUCAUCAGCUGUAACUGCAUGGGAAUGAAGUUAUGGAAAAGCAAAAAAAAAAAAAUAUAUCCAGCUUUAAUGUAUCUACAGGUUUGCAAUCAGCUGGAUUCCUGUAGGUAUGUUUUGUUUGUACAGAAUUUUAACAAGAUUUUAGGAAUGGAAAUCUGGUAUCAGAUGUCUGCUCUUGCUUUGUAUCUGGACACGAACAGCUUCUAAAUGAAAAUGAAUUAUAAUCCAUCUCUUUUUGAGAUUGUUAUAAAUUAUUGUUAAAUAGUAAUUCGCUUUC
Melanotaenia boesemani (Boeseman's rainbowfish) is the source of this 1891-nucleotide messenger RNA. It is a transcript of the gene cox15, whose product is annotated as cytochrome c oxidase assembly protein COX15 homolog. Gene Ontology annotation, molecular function: oxidoreductase activity, acting on NAD(P)H, heme protein as acceptor. The record is from RefSeq and is a predicted model, not a curated record. The transcript has 9 exons. Lineage: Eukaryota; Metazoa; Chordata; Actinopteri; Atheriniformes; Melanotaeniidae. Gene Ontology annotation, biological process: heme A biosynthetic process. Gene Ontology annotation, cellular component: mitochondrial inner membrane. Bases 115 to 1338 code for a protein of 407 amino acids.